AUGGCUACCAAGUCACCGGUUUGUGUGACCGUCUCGGCACUCGACGGCGGCCACCUCACCCUUCCGGAGCGGCUGUUCGUCACCGACGCGGAUCCCGAAAAGCGGGCCACAGUCCCGUCUUUGGCCUUCCUCAUCCAGCAUCCAUCCCAGUCGCCCACUGGCGGCAGCCAGGUAACGAGAAUCGUCUUCGACCUCGGCAUCAAGCGGGACCUCAGCGGCUACACGCCAGCACAGCAGGCACACAUCGCCCAGCGCCAACCCGUCGUCACGGAUCCUGACGGCGCUGCCAGUCUUCGCGGCAGUACAGCGGCAGAGAAGCCUCUUCUCGAUCCUGCCAGGGAUAUCGACUUUGUCAUCCUCAGCCACGUCCACUGGGACCAUGUAGGGACACCGUCUGAUUUCCCCCGUUCCACCUUUGUCGUCGGCUCAGGGACGCUGGACCUGCUCAAGAAUGGCGCGGGACCCCUGUACCCGGCCGAGUUAUUCAACGACGACGAGCUGCCGGCCUCUCGCACGGUCGAGCUCCCGCCUGUGCCAAACAGCACCACGGUUACGGCAAUACCGACAAAGACAACAACACCCAAGCACACACCCGCCCCGCCGGAUACGGUCAUCAUCUUGCCUGCCUCGGCUGCGGGCUGGGCAUGGCGGCCCCUGGCCAGCUUCCCCGCUGUGCUGGAUUUCUUUGGCGACGGCAGCGUGUAUGUCGUCGAUAGCCCGGGUCAUCUAUUCGGGCACGUCAACCUGCUCGUCCGUCUUGAGCCAAGGAGGUAUGUCUACCUCGGCGGUGACUGCUGUCACGAUCCGCGGAUUUUGAGUGGUGAGAAGGGCAUUGCCUUGUAUGAGGAUGGGAGGGGCGGGAUGAGGAGCGUGCACGUUGAUACUGGAGUGGCGGCUAGGACAUUGGAGAGGAUUAGGGGGUUUAUCGAGGAGAGCAGGCUGGGAGGGAACGAGGAUGAAGGGGAUGGGGAAGGGGAAGUGGGGGUUGAGGUGGAGGUGGUCGUUGCUCAUGAUGCUGCUUGGCGGGAGAGGAAUAUGGAGAGGUUCUGGCCUGGGUGUAUGUAG
Chaetomium strumarium is the source of this 1065-nucleotide messenger RNA. RefSeq lists its product as uncharacterized. The record is from RefSeq and is a predicted model, not a curated record. The transcript has a single exon. Lineage: Eukaryota; Fungi; Ascomycota; Sordariomycetes; Sordariales; Chaetomiaceae. The coding region runs from base 1 to 1065 and encodes 354 amino acids.